AUGAGGGGCCUGGACAUGAACCAGCCGGCGAGCGGCGGCGAAGAGGAGGACUUCCUGAUGGGCGGCGUGGAAGAGGACGAGGAGGAGCGGGGCGCCGGCGGACCGCACCGCCCAAAGAAGCUCCGCCUCUCCAAGGAGCAGUCCCGCCUCCUCGAGGAGAGCUUCCGCCUCAACCACACCCUCUCACCGGUCAGCAACACACGUCUUCCACCCAAUUGCUCGAUCUUUGAUUAUAUAUGUGUCCCAUUCAUGGGAAAUCGAGACAAGGGGUACUCUCCGGCACAUUACUCGUUAUUAGUGGCAUUAGAAAAGCAAAAGGAGGCCUUGGCGAUCAAACUGAAGCUACGGCCCAGGCAGGUGGAGGUCUGGUUUCAGAACCGCAGGGCAAGGACUAAGCUGAAGCACACGGAGAUGGAGUGCGAGUACCUGAAACGCUGCUUCGGCUCGUUGACGGAGGAGAACCGCCGCCUGCAGCGGGAGGUGGAGGAGCUGAGGGCGAUGCGCAUGGCGCCGCCCACGGUGCUCUCGCCGCACACACGCCAGCCACUCCCGGCGUCCGCGCUCACCAUGUGCCCCCGCUGCGAGCGCGUCACCGCUGCCACCGGCCCGCGGAUCACCCGCCCGCCCGCCUCGCCGUUCCACCCUCGCCGCCCCUCAGCAGCGUUUUAG
Molecule: messenger RNA, 669 nt
Organism: Triticum turgidum subsp. durum (durum wheat)
Lineage: Eukaryota; Viridiplantae; Streptophyta; Magnoliopsida; Poales; Poaceae
Source: the annotation of a GenBank genome assembly